GGUGAUACUCUGCUUUGAAAGGAAUUGAAGGCAGACAGGGUUUAUGCUGUAAAAAUUUUUGGAAUCAUAGCAUUGCUAAGCUCUAGUCCAAAAAUUACAAAUACGGUAAAUAUCUUAAAAAAUUUGAUCCCAGGACAAAGACAACAAACGACCUAAAUGAAAGCUCAGAGGGAAAGAGUGAUAAGAAUAUUGAUCUACAGGAUGUUGUUAUUAUUGCAUGGUGUUUGAAAGCAUUGAUUCACUCAACAGCUUUGCUAAAGGGACCUGACAUUGCAGUUCUGCUGUCACUUAGUUCAGUGCAACUUUCUGUAAACUGCCAUCUGAAAUUUCCCAUAGCCUGUGUCCUCAGGAGGCGCUAGGGCAGUGCUUUUCAUGAAAACAGUUUGUCAUUUUGGUGCUUUCCAUUAUGAGGGAAUGUGAAGAAGUCAAGGUAUAAAUACUAACCAUUAGAUUCUGUCGUUAAAUCAGCAUUUGAGUGGUUUGGAAAUUAGUGUGGAGCCUGAUAAUGGACUCCCAGUGUCAGAAAUGUCACACUCUAGAAAAAUGACAGUUGCCAGCAGGCAGCACAGCAAUAUAAUUUUGACUACAAAAUAUGACACUAAUACAAUUUAAACAUAGUGCAAAAUGCAACAGCGCAGGAAAACUGAUUUAUGUGUGCUAUCAAAAGCAAAUUUUAGAAUCUGGUCAGGACAAUAUAUUUCUGUGUUCAGGAAAGUUAGGAUUCUUUGGUUUAUAAGACCUUUUGAAUGAAGAUACUAAUUUUUCUUCCAAGUCGAAGCUGCUAGAAUUGACUGCCUGUUGAUGCUGCAGCUGUCCUUACAGUUGCUUAUUAAACGGGCAAGGCAAACCAAUAAACCUGCAGAUAGUAAUGGUUUUAUUUUUUUAAGGCAAAACCCUUCAAAGAUAGUUAAACACGGAAGUUCAGGCUAGCAAAGUUUUCUAGAUCACAAGAUUCUUUGUGGUUCAUCACAUGGCUCUUCCUUGUGGAUUGUCCCCUUAUUCUGCAUUUCAGAAGAAACUUUCAGGCAAGGAGGAGAAUGGAGAUGAAGCACAGUUAAUGCAGGAACUGUCUAAUCCAGGUUUAGUGCUGGAUGUGUCAUGUGUGUCCAUGUAUGUACUUACAUGUUUUAUGUAAGUACAGAAAAUGUGUUUUUCCCCCCACAGAGUAAACAUGCCUAAAAAGAAGACGGGUGCUCGUAAGAAAGCCGAGAACCGUCGGGAGCGUGAGAAGCAGAUCAGAGCUUCACGAGCCAACAUAGACCUGGCCAAACACCCUUGCAAUGCUUCAAUGGAAUGUGAUAAGUGCCAAAGACGACAGAAGAAUAGAGCUUUUUGUUACUUCUGUAAUUCUGUUCAGAAAUUGCCCAUUUGUGCACAAUGUGGAAAAACCAAAUGCAUGAUGAAGUCUUCUGACUGUGUUAUAAAACAUGCUGGUGUGUACAGUACUGGACUAGCUAUGGUGGGUGCAAUCUGUGAUUUCUGUGAAGCCUGGGUGUGUCACGGGAGGAAGUGUCUCAGCACCCACGCGUGCAUGUGCCCUCUGGCAGAUGCAGAAUGCGUUGAGUGUGAAAGAAGCGUCUGGGACCAUGGAGGCAGAAUAUUCGCCUGCUCUUUUUGCCAUGAUUUCCUCUGUGAAGAUGAUCAGUUUGAGCAUCAAGCCAGCUGCCAAGUUCUGGAAGCAGAGACAUUUAAAUGUGUCUCCUGUAACAGGCUGGGGCAGCAUUCCUGCCUGCGUUGCAAGGCUUGUUUUUGUGACGAUCACGUGCGAAGUAAGGUUUUCAAGCAGGAAAAGGGGAAAAAGCCUCCCUGCCCUAAGUGUGGCCAUGAAACUCAGCAGACAAAGGAUCUGAGCAUGUCAACACGUUCAUUGAAAUUUGGCCGACAGACUGGAGGAGAAGAUGCAGAUGGAGCUUCUGGUUAUGAUGCCUACUGGAAAAACCUUUCCUCCAGCAAGGCUGGGGAGGCAGGUGACCGUGAGGAUGAAUACGAUGAGUAUGAAGCAGAGGAUGAUGAUGAAGAUGACAAUGAUGAGCGAGGGAAGGAUUCAGAUUCUGAGGCCACGGAUGUGUUCAGCAAUUUGAAUUUAGGAAGGACCUAUGCUAGUGGCUAUGCACAUUAUGAGGAAUCAGAAGAUUAAGUGUGCUGGCUUUGGAGGAGCCAAGCAAUGCUUCACUGGGUUGUGUACAUGCUAGUAAGAUAGCUCUAUCAGGUACUUGGGUAUCAGAGUUAGAGAGCAAAGAAUGUGGGACUUCCGCAGUAACUCCAAAGGACAUUUUUCCUGUAGAUGAACUAAUGUUAGGUUGGGGAUUGGGGGAGAAAAUCAAGAUAUUUUUAUCCCCCCAAACAACAGAAUGGUUUUGUCCUUGAGUUACUGAGUAUAAUGGUUCAAUACCGUUUCCUCCUAUCAACACAGGAAUGUGGGAAAGCUGUAGCUGUUGCUUCCAUUUGCCCAUCAGAAACUAAGUUAUUUUUUACAGUAAUUUUGUUAACUGAUUUCAUACAUUAUGCAGUGGUGGGUUGGUGACUGCAUUUUUUUUGGUCUGCACAAUAAAAGUCAACUGCAUUACCUAA
Zonotrichia albicollis (white-throated sparrow) is the source of this 2571-nucleotide messenger RNA. The record is from RefSeq and is a predicted model, not a curated record. Lineage: Eukaryota; Metazoa; Chordata; Aves; Passeriformes; Passerellidae.